AUGUCGCGCAAGUCCUCCAUUCCGCCAUCAGGUGAGCUGCGCGACCGCUCCGGAACUUCAACAUCGAGCCGACAGCGAUCUGAACCGGAGACAGUGCGCGACUUCAUUCAUGGCUACUCUGUCAAGGACAAGUCAUCUCUGGAUGAGGACAACAAACUGAGAUGUAACCGCGGGCUGCGGCUCCGCAACAUCCUCUGGACGAAGCUCCUUCUCAUGGGGCCACCAAUUCGCAGAGGAAAUGUUUUGAAAUGGUCGUCGCAGAAUCGGAAGUGGGAAGCCGAAGGUGGGACAGAGCUCGUUGACGACAACGACAAGGAUAUGAAAGAGCACAGUGAUGAUGAUGAGGAGUACAAGUCGCCGCUGGAUGGUUGA
Molecule: messenger RNA, 372 nt
Organism: Zymoseptoria tritici IPO323
Lineage: Eukaryota; Fungi; Ascomycota; Dothideomycetes; Mycosphaerellales; Mycosphaerellaceae
Exons: 3
Coding region: 1-372 (123 amino acids)
Source: RefSeq, a predicted model, not a curated record